Molecule: messenger RNA, 1351 nt
Organism: Maniola jurtina (meadow brown)
Lineage: Eukaryota; Metazoa; Arthropoda; Insecta; Lepidoptera; Nymphalidae
Exons: 4
Coding region: 101-1336 (411 amino acids)
Source: RefSeq, a predicted model, not a curated record
UACUAAGACACUACGUAUGAUUGUGUUUGAAAAAUCUCGCAAAUAGUAUCUCUAUUCUUCAGACUUCUGGCUUAAUUUCAAUGCUACGGAACUUGCAGCUAUGAAUUUAAAGGACUUGGACAUAAUAAAGUUAAGAAAAUAUGUAACAGAUCAGUUAGACAGUGUAACUUGUAUUAAUUGUUGUAAAUUCUAUCUAGUUCCAACUACAGCGACAUGUGGACAUACAUUAUGCCAUACUUGUUGGCAGAUACGACGCUCCUGUCCUUCAUGUGCAUCACAUGUUAUUAAAUUGAGACAUACCUUCGAAUCUCUAUUUGACAUACAGUUGGAUUAUUUUACCAUGGAUACUGAUGAACAACAACGUGUCAAAGAGUGUUUAGCAAGUUCUGAAAAUCAGUUUUCAGCUCCAGCAACUAGUUCUCAACAAUGCACUGAAGAAACAGUCAAGCCAGCACCACAGAAACACCUGAUCACAAGUGAAAUUCAAGUACAUACUAUAAAUCAAAAGGUAAAAGUACCAGCAAGACAACCCAUAAAAUUGACUAUUCAACAAGAUGAUUGGGACAAAAUUGAAGAAAUGCCAGAAAUAGAAACAAAUAAAAGUCUUGAAAAUGCUGUAGGCCCUAUGGAUAUAGAAACAUUUAAUUUUUUAAUUGAUGAUGAAGACUAUAGUGCAAAUAACCCUCGUAGGAGUUCGAGAAUUAAAGAGUUGCAAAGUAGCAAACCACCUAUAACAAAUGAUGUUUCCUCAGAUAAAGAAAAUGGGAAAAAUUUCAAUAUUAAUUCAGAUAGCAAAAUCGGUCAAAGUUGGAAAAAUGUUAAAAGAAUGAGAAAAGAGUUCAGCAAAUUGAACAAGAAGAACAAAAACAAAUUAAACAUAUCUAUUGAAAUGUGUAAGAAAGCAAAACUUGCUGUAAAUAAAGGAGCUUUAUCUAACUCACAGCAAGUGUCUUAUACUAUUGAUGAAAACACACCUGAUAUUGCUGCUAUUGGUGAGGUCGUAACUAAAAAUACAGAUUUGAAGAAUCUUACAGCUUCUAAAGUAAGUUUUUUUAGGAAGGGGCCUCUUUUAAACCAGACCUCUUUGCAAACCACAUACAUAGAUACAAGCAAAACACACGUUAUUAAUGUAGAUAAUCCCAAUGUUAAAAAUAAAAACACUGAUAGAGUUGGUACAGGUGACAUUGAAAUUAUUAUUAAAAUAGGUAACACUUUGACGAAUAUUUGUAUACAGAAAAAAGAAAACGAAGUGCAGUAUAAAACUAAAACAGAUCGUGAAGUUCAGACUUCCUUGGGCAAUUCUGUAGUACAGAAUGAAGACAAUGUGCAAAGUUAAUGGUAAUUUAUAUAU